AUGGAAAAUGCUACUUUGUCUUUUUGUUUCAACUUCACCAUGUUUUUGAACAUCGGACACUACCGCUAUCCAGCCUUUGUUUUUUGCCUCCUGCUCUAUGGCUUUACUGUAUUUGCUAAUCUAGUUAUAGUAAUGAUCAUUUCAUUGGACAGCUCACUACAUGAGCCCAUGUACAUUUUCAUUGCAGUUUUGUCCAUCAACUCUGUGUUUGGUUCGACGGGUUUCUUCCCCAGAUUCCUCAUGGAUCUUCUGUCUGACUCUCAUUUGAUCUCACGUCCUUCUUGUUUCACUCAGAUUUUUGUUAUUUAUUCAUGUGCUUCCAAUGAGAUGACAAUCCUAGGCAUUAUGGCAUAUGAUAGGUAUGUUGCUGUAUGUCAUCCUUUGGACUACCACAGAAAGAUGACCUCAAAAACUGUCUAUAUUCUGACGGUAUUUGCUUUGCUCUAUCCAGCUGGUAACCUUACAGUAACCCUUUUUAUGGUGGUCAGGAUUCCUCUAUGUGGUAACAAUAUACAGAAAAUGUACUGUGCCAGCUGGAAUAUAGUAAAACUAUCAUGUGUUACUGCUGUCAACAAUAUUCUUGCUAUGUUAGGGGCCAUUGCUAUGGCUUUCCUACCCUUGACUUUUAUCUUGUACACAUAUCUGAGAAUUGUGGUUGUUUGCUGCAAAAACUCAUCCGAGGUCGGGGAGAAAGUAUUACACAGUUGUCUACCACAUGUUGUUUCAUUUGUGAUUUAUUCUGUCACAUCAUUUAGUGAUACAGUCCUGAGCCGACAAAAUCUUGAGGAAAUUAAUCCAUUGGUGGCUGUAAUUCUGUCACUGGAGUUUGUUGUCAUUCCUCCAGUUCUGAAUCCUAUUAUGUAUGGCCUUAAAUUACCAGAAAUUAGAAAACACAUUUUCAGGAUUUUAAGAUUUAAACCCAAAAGCAAAAAGAAAUCCUGUAGAUCCUCAACAGAAACCGCAGUGAUCAUGUGA
This is a messenger RNA of Scomber scombrus (Atlantic mackerel), 975 nucleotides long. RefSeq names its product olfactory receptor 51E1-like. NCBI's taxonomy places the organism in Eukaryota, Metazoa, Chordata, Actinopteri, Scombriformes, Scombridae. The record is from RefSeq and is a predicted model, not a curated record. The coding region runs from base 1 to 975 and encodes 324 amino acids. The transcript has a single exon. Gene Ontology annotation, molecular function: G protein-coupled receptor activity; olfactory receptor activity. Gene Ontology annotation, biological process: G protein-coupled receptor signaling pathway. Gene Ontology annotation, cellular component: membrane.